UCAAGGGUGGACUGGAUCAUCUAAAUUCUCUAAUCCUCUGAUUCUCCAGUUUUCUCUAAUGUCUGUCAUAUUUCACAGACAAGGUAGGGGACAGGAUAGAGAGAGGGUCGGUCAUCGAACGCUUUCAUUCCAAAUAGGGUAAUUUCCUUUUCUUUUGUAAGGACGGCCAGAAAGAAAAUGAAGGAUAAGGAAUGUGCUUUCAGUUUGAAAGCUAGGGAAAGCUCACAAACACACAUAUUUGAAUCCCAACAUCUAAUCAUCCCAAACCGUCCGCAUGGGGUGGAAGGAAAUCCUGGCCCUUCCCAACCCCCCCAAUUUCGCGACUCCAGCUCCCUAAACGAGGUAAUUGGCGCGGUGCAGCUCUGCCUGACGUCAUGUCACAGGCACUCCAAUCCCACGUGGGAGUAGCUCGUGGUCCCGCCUCUCCUCUUUAAAUGGUAUGCCACGCCUCUCCUGUUUCUGGCCAAUCGAAUGCUGUUCUUUAGGUCCUUUCCGCCUUUUCCCGCCAUCCCGGACCUCCCAUCUUGGAACCCUAGUCCAAUCAGGAAGGGCCUUGUGCCUCCGAAGCCCUGUCCCUUCCUCGCGCAAGAGGGGCGGAGUUCCGAUCUUUUGACUCCUCCUCGGUCUAUGGGGCGCGGACCAACCCGAACCGCCAGAGAAGAGGGGCGUGGCGUGAGGUCCCCUCCCCCAUGCUGGGGCUUACGGUUUUCAGGGGGGAGCUGGUCGCAGGACAAAGCAACCUCCAGCCGGUCUCUGGCUCGGGCGGGUCCUCGCUGAGGUGGCAUCAUGGAGCGCUCUACUGAAGAGGGCUCCAGCCCCGGCCCGGUGGAGCAGCCCUCUCCUCCUUCCGACCCCCCUGACCGGCCCCCCACUGCUUACAAAAAGCCGGACCCGGGUUCUGGGGGCCAACCUGUCGGCCCCGGGGCAGCGGGUGAGGCCCUGGAGGUGCUGACUUCGUUCGGGCGGCGGUUGCUGGUGCUGGUGCCGGUCUACCUGGCCGGGGCAAUGGGACUCAGCAUAGGUUUCGUGGUCUUCGGUCUCGCGCUCUACUUGGGCUGGCGUCGGGUCCGCGACGAAAAAGAACGGAGACUUCAGGCAGCGCGGCAGCUGCUGGACGAUGAGGAGCAGCUCACGGCGAAAACACUCUAUAUGAGCCAUCGAGAGCUACCUGCCUGGGUCAGCUUCCCAGACGUGGAAAAGGCUGAGUGGCUAAACAAGAUUGUGGCCCAGGUCUGGCCCUUUCUGGGCCAGUAUAUGGAGAAGCUUCUGGCUGAAACUGUGGCCCCAGCUGUUCGGGGAUCUAACCCCCAUCUGCAAACAUUUGCAUUUACACGAGUGGAACUGGGUGAAAAGCCACUGCGUGUCCUGGGAGUCAAUGUUCACCCUGGUCAGAGCAAAGAGCAGAUCCUGCUGGACUUGAACAUCAGCUAUGUAGGUGAUGUGCAGAUUGAUGUGGAAGUAAAGAAAUAUUUCUGCAAAGCAGGAGUCAAGGGCAUGCAGCUGCAUGGAGUCUUACGGGUGAUUCUUGAGCCACUCAUUGGGGACCUUCCUAUCGUGGGGGCUGUGUCGAUGUUCUUUAUCCGACGCCCGACCCUAGACAUCAACUGGACAGGCAUGACCAACCUACUGGAUAUCCCAGGACUCAGCUCACUCUCUGACACCAUGAUCAUGGACUCCAUCGCUGCCUUUCUUGUGUUGCCGAACCGAUUGUUGGUGCCCCUGGUGCCUGACCUCCACGAUGUUGCUCAGUUGCGUUCCCCUCUGCCCAGGGGCAUUGUUCGGAUUCACCUGCUGGCUGCCCGAGGGCUGAGCUCCAAGGACAAAUAUGUGAAGGGCCUGAUUGAGGGCAAGUCAGAUCCCUAUGCACUUGUGCGUGUGGGCACCCAGACAUUCUGCAGCCAUGUCAUCGAUGAGGAACUCAACCCCCAGUGGAGAGAGACUUAUGAGGUCAUGGUACAUGAGGUCCCAGGACAGGAGAUAGAGGUGGAGAUAUUUGACAAAGAUCCAGACAAAGAUGACUUUCUGGGCAGAAUGAAGCUGGAUGUAGGGAAGGUAUUACAGGCUGGAGUACUGGAUGAGUGGUUCCCUUUGCAAGGAGGGCAAGGCCAAGUUCACUUGAGGCUAGAAUGGCUGUCACUUCUACCAGAUUCAGAAAAACUGGAACAGGUUCUACAGUGGAAUCGAGGCGUCUCCUCUCGGCCAGAGCCCCCAUCAGCUGCCAUCUUAGUGGUCUAUCUGGAUCGGGCCCAGGAUCUGCCUCUGAAGAAGGGGAACAAGGAACCCAACCCUAUGGUGCAGCUGUCAAUUCAGGACGUGACCCAGGAGAGCAAGGCUGUCUAUAGCACCAACUGCCCAGUGUGGGAAGAGGCUUUCCGGUUCUUCCUGCAAGACCCUCGAAGCCAGGAGCUUGAUGUGCAGGUGAAAGAUGAUUCCAGGGCCCUGACUUUAGGGGCCUUGACCCUGCCUCUGCCGCGCCUGCUGACUGCCCCUGACCUCACUCUGGACCAGUGGUUCCAGCUCAGCAGCUCUGGCCCAAACUCCAGGCUCUACAUGAAACUGGUUAUGAGGAUCCUGUACCUCGAUUCAUCAAAAGUGUGCUUCUCCACUGGGCCUGGUGCCCCUGGCACUUGGGACCUGGACAACGAGAGCCCCCAGACAGGCAGCAGUGUGGACGUCCCUCCCCGACCCUGCCACGCUACUCCUGACAGUCACUUUGGGACUGAGAAUGUGCUUCGGAUCCAUGUAUUAGAGGCCCAGGACCUGAUUGCCAAAGACCGUUUCUUGGGGGGAUUGGUAAAGGGCAAGUCAGACCCCUAUGUCAAACUCAAAGUGGCAGGACGAACCUUCCGGAGCCGUGUUGUUCGGGAAGAUCUCAAUCCCCGCUGGAAUGAGGUUUUCGAGGUAAUCAUCACAUCAAUUCCAGGCCAAGAGCUAGAGGUUGAGGUCUUUGACAAGGACCUGGACAAGGAUGACUUUCUGGGCAGGUGUAAAGUGAGUCUUACCGCCGUCCUAAACAGUGGCUUCCUUGAUGAGUGGCUGACCCUGGAAGAUGUGCCAUCUGGCCUCCUGCACUUGCGCCUGGAACGUCUGACCCCCCGCCCCUCUGCUUCUGAGUUGGAGGAGGUGCUGCAGGUGAACAGUUUGAUCCAGACGCAGAAGAGUGCAGAACUGGCAGCAGCCCUGCUUUCGGUCUAUUUGGAGCGGGCUGAGGACCUGCCGCUCCGAAAAGGUACCAAACCUCCUAGCCCUUAUGCUACUCUCACUGUGGGAGACACUUCUCAUAAAACCAAGACCGUUUCCCAAACUUCAGCCCCCGUCUGGGAUGAGAGUGCCUCCUUUCUCGUCAGGAAACCAAAUACUGAGAGCCUGGAGUUGCAGGUUCGGGGUGAGGGGACUGGCGCACUGGGCUCCUUAUCCCUGCCCUUCUCGGAGCUCCUGGCGGCUGACCGGCUCUGCUUGGACCGCUGGUUUACGCUUAGCAACGGGCAGGGGCAGGUGCUCCUGAGAGCACAGCUAGGGAUCCUGGUGUCCCAGCACUCGGGAGUGGAAGCUCAUAGCCACAGCUAUAGCCACAGCUCCUCUUCUCUCAGUGAAGAACCAGAACUCUGGGGGGGUCUCCCUCACGUCACCUCCUCAGCCCCAGAGCUCCGGCAGCGCCUGACACAUGGUGACAGUCCCCUUGAGGCCCCAGCUGGGCCUCUGGGCCAGGUGAAACUGACUGUGUGGUACUACAGUGAAGAACGAAAGCUGGUCAGCAUUGUUCACAGUUGCCGGGCCCUUCGACAGAAUGGGCGGGAUUCCCCUGACCCCUAUGUGUCACUGUUGCUACUGCCAGACAAGAACCGAGGCACCAAGAGGAAGACGUCACAGAAGAAGAAGACCCUAAAUCCUGAAUUCAAUGAACGGUUUGAGUGGGAACUGCCCCUGGAUGAGGCCCUCAGGCGAAAGCUGGAUGUCUCUGUGAAGUCUAAUUCCUCCUUCAUGUCAAGAGAGCGUGAGCUGCUGGGGAAGGUGCAGUUGGACCUAGCUGAGAUAGACCUUUCCCAGGGAGCAGCCCAGUGGUAUGACCUCAUGGAUGACAAGGACAAGGGCAGCUCCUAGGAACCAGGGAUUACCUGCCUGACUCUGCGCUGCCUCCUUGCCUUGCCUCUCGCUGCAUCACCACCUCAGUGUGAUGAGCUUAAAGCUAGGACCUGAGGGCAGAGCCUGUGCCCCUCAGGCCUCUCACGUCCCAGGCCCAAACUCGGGCCUUUGCCUGACCAAAGAGAAGGACCAUAUGUUACCCUUUACUGCACGGCCUUUAUCUUCCUGGGCUCUUGGGGCAAGGGCCUGAGCUGGCUUCCUCUGCCUGCACAUGGUUCUCCUUUCCUCCCAACUCCCCAGGGCCUUCAGUACUGUGCCUGGCCACUGGCAGCACUAGCAGUGGCAUUAGCUUAUGCCAAAUACAGCUUUAGGAAAGAUUUUUUUUUUUUUUAAUUUAAUUGGUUGGCCACCUUCUUCCCACCAUGAGAAGUCAGGGAGUGCAAAUCUGUGGGUGGGAAGGGGGACAGGCUCACCACUCAGCUGUGAGCCUCUUGGACUACAGGGUGUGGUGAAUGUAGAGCAACCCAGGCCCCAGGUCCAGUUCUGUCCCCGCUUUCCUCAAGCCUGUUCUGAACAUUACACCUGCCAUGAUGGCUGGGGCCGGGAUUCUACCCAAGCCUCCAAGAAGCAAGAUAUCAGGCUAUGAGCCUCUAGCUGGUGACGUGUAGAGAACCUUGGAGGAACUUGGGACAGCAGGGCCAAUUUUUUUUGUCCAAGUGCCUAGGCUGUUCACUCACUGACUAGAACAGAAUCUGGUACUCUUAGUUUUGCACCAGCUCUGCCAAGCCAUUGUAUCUUACAUUAAACAAUAUACUCAAACCA
Choloepus didactylus (southern two-toed sloth) is the source of this 4905-nucleotide messenger RNA. RefSeq names its product extended synaptotagmin 1 (gene ESYT1). Lineage: Eukaryota; Metazoa; Chordata; Mammalia; Pilosa; Megalonychidae. The record is from RefSeq and is a predicted model, not a curated record. Gene Ontology annotation, molecular function: lipid binding. Gene Ontology annotation, biological process: lipid transport. The coding region runs from base 787 to 4101 and encodes 1104 amino acids. The transcript has 31 exons.